UUGUAGGCUUCUUCUUGGUUUCCUGCAGAUUUCUCUAAGUGUGGAAAUGGAACCGAGCUGGAGUACGUUUCUUUUUCAACAUCAGGCCAAUGAAGCCCUCCACCAUCAACACCAGGUGGCUCAGAAUAGCCUGCUGCCACUUCUCAAUGCGGGAACUGAGCCAAUUGACCAGAAGCCCAUCCUACCUAUCCCCAUUGACCAGAAGCCUCCUGUCAGUGCUGCCGAUCUCCUCAAAGACAAUGUGGCCAGUGGAGGUGGAGCGCGGCAACCGUUGCCUGUGGUAAAGAAAGAGCACAAGGGAAAAACGCCCUUCAUCUGUGGCUACUGCAACAAGGCCUUCCGUGAUAGCUACCACCUGCGCCGCCAUGAAUCCUGCCACACGGGCAUCAAGAUGGUGUCACGGCCUAAGAAGACCCAGACAGCCCCGACCAUGGUGCCUCUCAUCUCUACCAUGGCACGAGAGAACAGUGGCAACCCGUCUUACAUCUCUACCGUCGCAGGUAUACUUACCACAGCCACCACUUCGGUCUCCUCGGGCUCAAGUGUCAUGACCCCGUCCACGAUGGGCAAUGUGCCGCAGCAGAACACUGUGAAGAAGCCCCCCAAACCUGUCAAGAAAAACCAUGGGUGCGAGAUGUGCGGCAAGGCCUUCCGCGACGUCUACCACUUGAACCGCCACAAGCUGUCCCAUUCAGACGAGAAGCCCUUUGAAUGCCCCAUUUGCCAGCAGCGCUUUAAAAGGAAGGACCGUAUGACCUACCAUGUUCGCUCACACGAUGGUGGUGUUCACAAGCCCUAUGUCUGCUCUGUGUGUGGGAAAGGCUUUUCCAGGCCAGAUCACCUGAGCUGCCACGUCAAGCACGUCCAUUCCUCAGAAAGACCGUUCAAAUGUCAAGUAACGGCCUGCACCUCUGCUUUUGCCACCAAAGACAGACUCCGCUCCCACAUGAUCCGGCAUGAGGGGAAGGUCACCUGUAGCAUCUGUGGAAAGAUGCUCAGCGCAGCUUAUAUCACCUCCCAUCUAAAGACUCAUGGACAGACAAACUUCAAUUCUUGUAACAAAAAUAACAACGAAGUCUGCAAUUCUGCCUCAGCCACACCUGUGACCGUUUCCACCCCCAACACUACGGCAAUGAACCGGGGCAACUCAAACAACAACCCAGUCACUAUUGCUGCGCAAAUGAACAUUACCACCAAUACAGUCAACAUCACAUCCCCUGUUAGCCUCCAGCACCCAGUCACCAUCACUGGGCCUGUCAACAUUGCCUCUGUCAACAUCCCUGCCACAGCUCCCAUGAAUAUUGCCCACCCAGUUGCAAUAACCACACCCAUGCCUAUGAAUAUAGCCGGGCCCCUCAACAUUGCCAUGAGGCCUAUGGAUAGCAUGCCUUUUCUGUCCCAAGUCUUGCCUUCUUCCCCACCCUGGUAAGAAAAAACAAGGAGAGCAAUAUGGGGAUAGAAAGAAAGGGAAAAUGAAGUGAUUCCUGUCCCCUUUACUCCUUUAUUUGCACCUGGAGCCCCCUCUCCACUCCCUCCCAAAAUUCUGUUUAUCCAUCAAACCAUGAAGUGAGCAUUUACAUGAGCUCCAAAUAGGAUAGAAAGCUCCCCGAGUCACGGCUGCAUCUCAGCUACUGUUCUAUCACUGAAAAUCACACGCAGAACACUUGUGUAGGAAUCAGGUAGGGUUUAUCUUGUUAUUUGAAGGACUGUAAAACCUAGAUGUAGUGACUUAUUCAGUGUUAAGACUGUCUGAAUCAGGACAGUUUGACUUUGAUAGGUGAAAGAAUACAACUCCUCAAGCACCCGUGAGGACUCCCAAGAAAAAAACACCUUCGCCUUUGUGAACAGGAAAAGAGAAUUUAAAAUGGACUUGAGCAAUAAUUUUAAAUUGCUAGUUUUGAUGAGCCUUUGGGGGUGUUUUUGUAUGUUUUUUUCCCAUAGCCUGCUAAUCACUAUUUAAUAUUAGCAGAAAAGUCUAGUAAAAGGGACAGUAGCUUCCAUUUGCAUGGAAGGGUAUUUUUUCACAUUACUAUAACUUUUUUUUUCCGAUGCAAAGUAUGCUCUUAAGGUACAGUGACUAACUUGUAUAGUUGUCACGUUGGUGUGUUUUCACAACAGCAUUUUAAUUUGUGCUUUUGUCUUUUAAGUGGAUAUCUGGACUCGGUCCUCGAUCUUCAAAUAUUUGUACUUUUUUUUAUGGGAUGGCAAACACGUGGUUCUUCUAAUUUGCCUAUCACAAUGGAAUGAGAUUUGCACUGAAAGCAUAUCCCAACAUCUAAACAGCAGUAUUAUCAAAGAUCAAAUUGGUGACUAUGGUGUUGCUUGACCAGCCAACUCAUUUUAGGGCCAUCUUGUGGCAUAACACAGAAUGGGUUGACCUAGUAGUUGAAGCAUUUUCAGGCUGUGGUUGCUCCCAUGAUGGUGAUUCAUUGUAGAUUUGAUUGAAUGAUUCCGCGUUGAUGCUUUCAUCCUUUAUCUGUGAAAAACCCCAACAUGGCAUGGACCCUCCUCUCAGGAAACUCAGAGAAACUCCCAGUGAAAAUGAUCUCAAUUCUUCAAUUGACUAUAUAUCCUAAAUGUGUUUUCAUCUUGAAUUUUUUGCAUGUUACUUUUGAGUAUUUCACAAAUCAGCAUAUAUUUUAAACCUUGGUGUCAAAAGAAUUGGACAGAUGUCUUUUAGAAACUAGUAGUCCAAAAGUUCUCAGCUUUUGAACGUAGCCGUCCAUUUAAUGAACUUGUUAUCUGUAAUGGGUCACAAAUGUUAUCUUUUCACUAAAUUUCCAGUCGCGUCUCGAGCUGGUUUGUUUUAAUGUGAGUGAUAUCUGGAUGAGUUUGCUGGUGUGUUAAGGAAACACUAAUGAACUUUUAAACUGAUGCAGCACAGACUAGAUAACAUGGUUCUGCUACCUUAAAGCGGUACUUUGGUCUAGCUGCAUUAGUUAUUCAUCGCAGCAUCGAAGUUACUGUUAAAUGCAAGUUUUUGCCUGUGACAAUGGGUCAAAACACAAGUUGCAUGCCCCUAAACACUGUAGCUGUUGAACCAUAAGAUGUGUUUUGCUUUUUGUUUUUUGUUUUUUAGUGAAUGAAUGCCAUGUUAUCCUGACAGUGUUGCAACUCUUUUGAGUUGAUUCAUUUUAUACUGAAAAAUGCGAUAUGCAUGUUUUCCCAAGUUUUGUUUCAAACAAAAUGCUAGCUUAGUUUUUUUUUUUACGCAUUUACAUAGAUACACUACGAUAGCCUGUUUGCCAAAUUUGAUACAAUAAUGUGAUACACAAAACAUUUCUCAUGAAAUUGAACAUUUUAUUUUUAAGGAAAAGAUAAUUGGAAAUUCUAGGACCCUUGUGAAGGCAGUUGAAUGUAUAUCUUUGUACAAAACUAUUUUAGUUCCAAGGAUACGGUAGUUACAGUUAGACGUAAAGGAAGAAAAUAACCUUUUUAUAAAUCUUUUGUAUUAGAACAUUAACAAUGGUAAUUUUGUAUAUAUAAGAGGCUAGGCUUUCUGAUUAGCAGAAAGGUCAAACAUUCCUACAUUUUUUUUAAAUGUAUGUUUGUCAAAUCAUUACAUAAACAUGCGCAAUGUUUUAUGUGCCUUUUAUUUGGGUUGUCUGAAUAAAAGAAAACUAUUA
Lampris incognitus (smalleye Pacific opah) is the source of this 3626-nucleotide messenger RNA. RefSeq names its product vascular endothelial zinc finger 1-like. Gene Ontology annotation, biological process: regulation of transcription by RNA polymerase II. The coding region runs from base 47 to 1429 and encodes 460 amino acids. Gene Ontology annotation, molecular function: RNA polymerase II cis-regulatory region sequence-specific DNA binding; DNA-binding transcription factor activity. The transcript has 5 exons. The record is from RefSeq and is a predicted model, not a curated record. NCBI's taxonomy places the organism in Eukaryota, Metazoa, Chordata, Actinopteri, Lampriformes, Lampridae.